AUGGCUGGUAUUCUCUCUAGAGAGGAAGAAGCAGAGUUAGCAUGCAGUAACAAAAAAGUAAAGGACAUUAGUCACGCUGACUUCGAGGGCCAGGUGAGGGAAGGCCUGACCUCCUUUCCUUCUAAUCCGGGGAUUGCUAGACACCCAUUGUCAUUCAGAGAUAAGCUUGUGGGAGAGAUACCUGGGGCUUACGUUCAAGCUUUUAAUUUUACUGAACUUAUGGAGGCAAAUGAAGAAGCAGAUGAGGAGCGCCCUGACCUUAGAGAGGGUCUUAUUGCUGUUCCCUUUUCAAAAGAGCUGAAGGCCCGUAUUCGAUCUCCCUGGAGUAAAAGCCUCAUUGUCAAAGUUUAUGGAAGAGCUGUUGGAUUCUCGUUCCUCCAUGGCCGACUGCUGUCCCUUUGGAAGCCAGUGGGAAAGAUUGAUUGUGUAGACCUUGGUCAGGAGUUUUUCCUUAUCCGUUUUUCCGUCAAAGAGGAUUCUAAGGCAAAUAUCUCAUCGGUGGCUGUUUGGGUGAGAUUGAAUGAGCUUCCCAUUGAAUAUUACCAUGUGGAAGCUCUUCAAAUCAUUGGGAAUGCCAUUGGCAAGGUAUUAAGAAUAGAUUCACACACAGCCACCGAGUCCAGGGGAACGUUUGCUCACCUAUGUAUUCAGGUGGAUGUUGGUAAGCCACUUAUUACAGCUCUUCUUAUUGGGGGUAAGGAACAACCGGUGAGCUAUAAAGGGGUUCAAAGGCUAUGUUUUUCCUGUGGUAGGAUUGGCCACCAUCGUGAAAGUUGCCCAUAUGUUGUUCGGAAUGAUGCUGCUCAGGCGAGGGAGACUGAGGAAACAAUGGAGAAGACGGCGAGACAAGUAGGCGCUGUGCAUGUUCCUGCCAAUGCAGGCACCACGUCGAGCACGUCUAAGGGCAGUGGAUCGUACGAGGGCUCGGUGGGAGAGGACAAGUUGGUGGACAGUACCAAGGACGUGUAUGGUCCGUGGAUCAUGGUUUCACGCAAAAGGCAUGGGAGCAAGGGGACAAAAAAUGAGGUCCCCACUGAUCAGAGCACACCAAAGAUGAAAGGGAUUGGGAAGUUUGGGCCUAACGAAAUUGCUCAUAGGGAAGGCAAAAGGAAGGUGACAUUGGAACUUAGCCCAUUUGGGGCCCAAAUGGCCAACACGGUUCAGUCAAUUUCCAAUAGGCCGAAUCCUUCAAGCCAUAAUCCAGGCCAGGCCCACGUGAAAAACUUUAGCCCAAAAGCUGAGUCAAACCUCUCUAUUAGGGGUAAGAAGGGAAUUGCAAGGAAUAGGGCUUCUUCAACCGGAACUAUAAAAGAGGUAACUAAUUUUGUAGUCAAAGGAGCGGACAACACAGUGAGGAGUUCUUUCUUAGAUAAGCAGAGUGUGAAUGGAGAUGCAAACUUCAACUUCAAUGCUAAGUCUGGUGGGCAAUCGGCGAGCUCUAGUCUUAAUGGCCAUCAAAGCUGUGUUUGUCAUGAAGAGAACCAGCCAAAAGCUCAAGCGGCCUUGGAAGUUUGA
This is a messenger RNA of Quercus robur (English oak), 1515 nucleotides long. RefSeq lists its product as uncharacterized. The record is from RefSeq and is a predicted model, not a curated record. The transcript is spliced from 2 exons. Lineage: Eukaryota; Viridiplantae; Streptophyta; Magnoliopsida; Fagales; Fagaceae. Bases 1 to 1515 code for a protein of 504 amino acids. Gene Ontology annotation, molecular function: zinc ion binding; nucleic acid binding.